Molecule: messenger RNA, 4470 nt
Organism: Trypanosoma conorhini
Lineage: Eukaryota; Euglenozoa; Kinetoplastea; Trypanosomatida; Trypanosomatidae
Product: E3 ubiquitin-protein ligase TRIP12
Exons: 1
Coding region: 1-4470 (1489 amino acids)
Biological process (GO): protein polyubiquitination; proteasome-mediated ubiquitin-dependent protein catabolic process
Molecular function (GO): ubiquitin protein ligase activity
Source: RefSeq, a predicted model, not a curated record
AUGGGUUUGCAGAAUGGGGGGGUCAAGGCACUUUUAGCUUUUGUGGACUUUUUUAGCUCCUCGUCGCAGCGCAAGGCGUGGGCCAGUGCUGCAGCCAUGUGCCGACGUGUGGAUGCGACGACGUUUGACCGCGUUGAGGACUCGCUGAACGAGAUACGCGCGCGUGUCAAUCACGAGGAUGGGAGGAUUGGGGACAGGGCAAUCGCCUGCCUUUACCGUAUUAUUGCGGGCGUCCGCGCAAACCCGGAGCUUGUGGCACGGGCCUACGGUGACGUCAGUCCGGCGCUUCUUUGUGUGCUCACGCGCAGCGACGUGACGGAGGGCACCUUUACGAUGGCGCUCUCCCUCGUCGGCGCGGCGAUCUCGUAUAGCACGGAGGUCACGCGGAAGGUGAUUGAGAGCGGCCUGAUGGACUGCAUGUUGGCGCUGAUUACCAACCACUCCGAACAGCAGCUACCAUCGCUGCAACAGCAGCAGUGGGGCUCCCCCACUGCAAGUCCGACGCUUCGAGCGUCAAUUCCGCGGGAGAGUGCAUUUCCGCAGGAUAUGCCGACGGAAAUAAAUUCAGCACCAACACCCACGACGACGGCGACAACGCUUCGCGAGAGGCGACUGACGAUGGAGCAGACAAAGACACUUUGCAUUGCGCUUGCUGGGCUGCUACCAAGGAUCACUGAGGGUUACCUUGCCUACGGAAACAUCCUUACAGAACUACUGGCGGAACGUAAUCAGGGGAUGAUGCAUCGUAGAGGAUAUUUCUCCCCAGAUCUCGACUAUGAGGAGGAAGAGGAGGAGGAGGAUGGGGAUGGAACCAGCAUUGACGAGAUUCGUUUGCGGAUUCUGGAGGAGGGAAUUCCGCUUGAAAAGAAUCCCAACUUUGCAAGGUGCAAUCUAUCUCAUGUAUGCAACGAGUGCGGGAAGUUGUGCGUGCCUGGGGACUGGUUUCGCUGUAACAGAUGUACCGACUUUGACUACUGUGGAGAAUGUCUCUUGGAGGGGUGGGCUGAACACGGAGGGAGUUCGGCGUCGCACACAUUCUGUGAUAUGCUGGAGGUAAUUCCGGGCUUGAGCAGGACAGCAGCGCCUGCGACGACCAAGAAGAGCGUGGAUGACGCGCUGAAUACGGAGCGGAAGAACCUCUACAGAAAUUGUCCCCAAUUGCUGGACACCAUACUUCGAGGACUUCCCAAGAUGGUGAUGCUGUUCAACGAGUCGGAGACGCAGAUUGUGCGUAACCACAGCCUGGCCUUUAUCGACCGCGCCGUGUGUCUGGCAUCCCCGCAGCAGUUGACAAAUAGUGGUCUCGUAGAGGCGGCCGUGUGUGAAUUAAUCGUCUCGGCAAUCGCAGACCCCAGCCUUAUCUUAAACGUUCAGGUGAUGCUCCUCUGCCGGAAAUUGCUGGAAAAGCUACCCAUUGUGUAUAAACAGGCCUUUGUGCGUGAAGGUGUUACCAACGCCUUGAUAAAGGCGGAAGCGCAGAAUCAGGCGAGCUCGCGACGUGUUUCCGAACGGCAAGAGGAUAAACGCCCGCUUAUUGAACGACUUCGCACCAUUGCGAAUUGGCGCGAGCUUGUUGUGGAGGAGGCGAAGAGUAUGCUUGGCAUGUUUCCCUCCAUUGCUGACGAAACACACAUCAAGCGGCUCGCCGAGUUUGUAAGUCUCAUGGAGGGAGGUCGACUUCAGCAGGCCUUUGACGCCCUCCGAUUUGCUCUCUUGAAUGAGACUACUUCGUUUGAGCUGGCGUCAAGCAAUGUCCUUCACGCACUGAGGGAAACGCUGACGCGUGCCAAUGACGUCCGUGUCGUCGUGGACCUGGUAAAAACACUGGCAAAGGAGGAGCCAAAUUCAUCCUGUGCGCUUACACGAUUCGUGCGACACCUUCAGACUAUUCUUUCGCAGUUGGAUCAAUUUCGUCCCUCCAAUUUUGGUGAUGUGGACAGCAUCCAUGCGCACAUCCCCGUGCAUCUGGUUCCACACGCAGCUGAGCAGCAAAAGCCGAGGUCUUCUCUUUUGGCAAAGGGUGGCGUGCCACGACGUUCUCCUCCGGCCCUGUCUUCAAAAGAGCCCAGUGGGCCACCGCGCAGUACGCGUUUUUCCGCAACACGUGGAACCAGCGGCGUGAGUCCUGCCUCCACUUCGGCAGCUUCCACGUCAACUUCAACAAGAGCCCCCCCUGAGGGUCGAGAUCUCACAGUAAGCCUUGAGCCUUUGACAAGCAUGGACACUUUGAUGUCGUUUGUGGCCUCCAACGUGAUCUCUGGAGGCGCGGAAGAGAGUGGUGGUCGUCGGCGCAUCGACGACGAGGACCUAGUGGAAGAGGUGCUCCCUGAGUUGCGUAAAGGAGGAACGACGGAUUCCUCGUUGGCUGCAAAGAAGUUGGUGCAGGAAAAAAGCCAACAACGUGUCUACCUGCGGUAUGAAUCGCAUGUAUUGCCGCCCUCUAUGACUAUCCUGCAGGUGUUACAACAGUUUCAUCCCUUGUCGUCGCCGUCCGGGGGGUCGUCAUCCGGGAAGAAGAAGAAACGUAGUGGCCAAGGCAGUGGUACUUCGGCCAACACGAAUGCAAAUGCUACCACGAACACCACCACCGCCACUACGACUACGACGACUAGCACCACAACUGCAGCCUCCACUGCUUCCACCGGUGGCGGUGGCGGCGGUGGUAGACCCCGUCAACGUCAUUCCACGGCGCACGGGUUGCGCCGUAGUGCGGGGGAAGCCAUCACUAUACACUACAGCACAGUCCCUUUUGGACCGGAGUACGCCGUGGAGCAGUCGCGAUCCGUUGCGACUUGCGUUGCACCAACGGAUGCUACUCGUGUGAGAUUGCCUUCCAAAGAUAUCCGUCCACCUGCAGUGGUGGAGGUGAUGCGGGCGCUGCAUCAGGAAUAUCCAUUUAGCAACUGUUUUCUCACCGCCGCUCAAAAAGAUGUCCUGACGCUUUUGGGUACCGUUUACAAGGUGUUGCAAUACUGGGGCGAACUGUUACUCCACCUGGGUUGCGCUGGGGGGGAUGGCGGGGAGGGGAGUGUCUGGUCACCCUCAACCUCGCUCGGAGAGUUUGUCCACAAAAGGUUGAACAACAAGGCCCUGCGGCACAGCUCCAACCUUCUGCUUGCAGGCCAACACCUCACAACGUGGGCGGUGAAUCUCGCGAUGGACUGUAAUUUUUUGUUUGCCGCUACGACCCGAAAGUUUUUCUUUGAGGUUGGCUUCUGCGGCACGGCCCGUUCGCUUGUUCAAAUGCAGGAAAACAUGGAAAGAUACGGCAUGCGGGACUUACUCAACGUGGAUCAUAACUUUAUACGAUCCUAUCGCCUGCACCGCAUGAAGAAGCGUGUCUGGCGCGAUAAGGCGUUGCUGUGUGCCAUGGAAAUUAUGGGAAAGAAACAGCUCAAUGACACAGUCCUGCUGGAGUUUGAGUACUACAACGAAAAUGGAAGUGGCAGCGGGCCAACGAUGGAAUUUUACUCGCUUGUCUCGGACGAACUCCGGGAGAUGAAACUUCGCCUGUGGCGCCGGACCGACGAAACACCAGACGAAAAGUAUUACAACCCGAAGACAGGGGUGUAUCCGCGGCCGCUGCCGCCCGAUUCGCCUGAGAUUGACCGUGUAGAGCCCUUUUUCCUGCUGUUGGGACGCUUUUUGGCCCGUGCGUUGUUGGACAAACGCAUCGUCUCCAUUCCCCUAUCCCCGGUCUUGCUGAAGUUACUUCGCGGGGACGAGUGUGGCAUCUAUGACCUGAUUGACGUCAGUGAGUCGCUGGGUUUGUCCAUCGUUGCCCUCUCCCGUGCCGCCCACAAGGGUGCCACGACCAUUCAACUGCCAGGAGCGGCGACAUCCUGCAGUGUGGAGGAGUUGUCGCUUGAUUUUACGUUGCCCGGCGACGACGCCAUUGAGUUGGUGAAGGGCGGGGCAGAUAAACCGGUGACCUCCGCGAACUUAUUUGAGUACUGUGAUGCCGUCACGGAGUUUAUCUUGCGCAAAGGAGUGGAACGUGUCGUCAAGGCGUUUCGCGCUGGAUUCCACGACUGCAUUCCUUUGUGUGCGUUGCGCCUGCUGACGGUGGCUGAGCUGCAUGAGGCGCUGCACGGCCACUCCGCUCUCGUGACGAUGGAAGACCUCGAGGCGAACUGCCAGGCGGAUCACGGCUACACCAUGACCUGCAGCCACGUGCGGCAGCUGUUUGAGAUUAUUGCCUCCUUUAACGAGGAGGAGCAGCGCCGCUUCUUCCUCUUCCUCACGGGCUCCGUGCAUCUUCCGGUGGGCGGCCUUGCCAGUCUGCGGCCGAAGUUCACAAUUGUCCGCAAGACGUCCUCGGAGCCCAAGGUCCGGGAGCAGGACCAGCUUCCCUCCGCGAUGACGUGCCAAAACUACCUGAAGCUGCCGGCGUAUGAUAGCAAAGAGCAGAUGGAAAAGAAACUGCGGCAAGCCAUUGAUGAGGGAUGUGGCGCGUUUCUGCUGACGUAA